AUGUCAUUAAAGCUUUAUACUGGAGGUACUCCAAAUGGUUACAAGAUCCCAAUCUUCCUUGAAUUAUUGAAAUUGAAAUAUGAAACCAUUCCCGUUAACAUUGGACAAAAUACUCAAAAAGAAGAUUGGUAUUUGAAGAUGAACCCUAACGGGAAGAUUCCAACUUUUGUAGAUGAAACUACCGACACCACUGUUAGUGAAAGUGCCGCUAUUCUUACAUAUUUAGCUGAUAAAUAUGAUACUGAAAGAAAGUACAGUUAUGCUCCAGGCACUAAGGAAUACAUCAAAAUGUUAGAAGUUACCUACUUCCAAAUGGCAGGUCUCGGUCCAAUGCAAGGUCAAGCCAAUCAUUUUGUUAAGUUUGCCAAAGAAAAGAUUCCCUACGCUAUGGAAAGAUACUCUAAUGAAACCAAAAGAGUUUAUUCGGUUUUAGAUGAAUUUCUUAAACGUAAUAAGGAAGAAUACGAUUCUGAUUUCUUAGUUGGUCCUCAUCUCAGUAUUCCUGAUGUUUUGUGUAUCGGUUGGGUUCCUUUCCUUUCGUUCAUUGAAAUUGACAUCAAGGAAUUCCCUAACGUUUUCAAAUGGGCUACUAAGAUGUUAGAAAUCCCUGAAGUCAGAAAAGGUUUCACUAUUCCAAAUAAACCUUUCGCUUGGAAUGACGCUUUACCACCUCUUGAUGAAUAA
Messenger RNA from Yamadazyma jaroonii, 684 nucleotides. The record is from the annotation of a GenBank genome assembly. NCBI's taxonomy places the organism in Eukaryota, Fungi, Ascomycota, Pichiomycetes, Serinales, Debaryomycetaceae.